UCGCUUCUUCCACCAAAAAUUUCAAAGGAUUUUGAACAAAAGUGAGUGAGAGAGAAUGAAGGGCCCAACUGGGAAUGCCAUGGUUCUGCCUUUGCUUCCUGCCUCUAUAUAUACCCUCUAGUCUUCUUCACCAUUCAUUCAUUCCUUACUUCUCAAUGGCUUCUGCUCUCUGGACUCUCUCUCUCAUUUUGGCUUCGCUCUCCUCCGCCGCCCUCGGCGGUGUCCCUAGGAGGCCCGUUGACGUCCCCUUUGGCCGCAACUACAACCCUACCUGGGCUUUUGAUCACAUCAAGUACCUCAAUGGAGGUUCCGAGGUUCAACUUUAUCUCGAUAAGUACACUGGCACUGGCUUCCAGUCCAAAGGAUCCUACUUGUUUGGACACUUCAGCAUGUUUAUCAAGAUGGUUCCUGGGGAUUCUGCGGGCACUGUCACUGCUUUCUAUCUGUCUUCCCAAAACUCCGAGCACGAUGAAAUAGACUUUGAGUUCUUGGGUAACAGAACAGGCCAGCCGUACAUUUUGCAAACGAACGUGUUCACCGGCGGCCAGGGUAACAGAGAACAGAGAAUCUACCUCUGGUUUGAUCCCUCCAAAGAAUACCACAGAUACUCUGUUCUCUGGAACAUGUAUCAGAUAGUGUUCUUCGUAGAUGAUGUGCCAAUCAGGGUAUUCAAGAACAGCCAUGACUUGCGAGUGAAAUACCCCUUUAACCAACCCAUGAAGAUAUACAACAGCCUGUGGAAUGCAGACGACUGGGCCACAAGGGGUGGGUUGGAGAAGACGGACUGGUCCAAAGCUCCGUUCAUAGCCACCUACAAGGGCUUCCACAUCGACGGGUGCGAGGCCUCCGUGGAGGCCAAGUUCUGUGCCUCUCAGGGCAAACGAUGGUGGGAUCAGGCCGAGUUCCGCGACCUCGACGCCGCUCAAUGGCGACGGCUUAGGUGGGUUCGCAGCAAAUACACCAUUUACAACUACUGCACCGAUCGCAAGCGUUACCCACAAGUCCCUCCGGAAUGCGCCAGAGACCGCGACAUUUAAAUUCAAACUCCAACAUCAUCUAUUCCUAGUACCACAUUACAUUCUUAUUUACAACAAGUCUCAUAAGGGACAGGUUCUUCCCGUGUCGGUCAUGGAUAUAUAAUUAUUUAUGUCACAGUAUAUUUGUUCCGAGGGAUCGGUGGUUGAGAACAGAGGCCUAGGAGCCUCUGGCUUCGGGUAUCUCAACACUGAACUGUGUGUAUGCGUGUAAGUGUGAAACUACCUCCGGUGAAUUAUUCUUAAUCGAUACAGUAGUGCUACCUUUUACUUGGA
This is a messenger RNA of Neltuma alba, 1310 nucleotides long. Its product is annotated as xyloglucan endotransglucosylase/hydrolase protein A. The transcript is spliced from 4 exons. Gene Ontology annotation, molecular function: hydrolase activity, hydrolyzing O-glycosyl compounds; xyloglucan:xyloglucosyl transferase activity. The record is from RefSeq and is a predicted model, not a curated record. NCBI's taxonomy places the organism in Eukaryota, Viridiplantae, Streptophyta, Magnoliopsida, Fabales, Fabaceae. Gene Ontology annotation, cellular component: cell wall; apoplast. Gene Ontology annotation, biological process: cell wall biogenesis; xyloglucan metabolic process. Bases 75 to 1037 code for a protein of 320 amino acids.